AACUAGGAAAAAAUGCCAAAGAAUUAAAAGGAAAACUAGUAAAGCAUUCUUCACUGGAAGCCAAGGGAAGUGGUGUUUGCAUCGCUCAGUCACAGAAAAUCCCACGUGAGCCGAGACCUGGAGAAUUUGAAAAAAUUAUCAGACGCCUGCUAGAAACACCUAAUGCUCGGGCGGUGAUAAUGUUUGCCAACGAAGAUGAUAUCAGGAGGAUAUUAGAAGCAGCAAAAAAAUUAAACCAAAGUGGGCAUUUUCUUUGGAUCGGCUCAGAUAGCUGGGGGUCCAAAAUAGCACCCGUUUAUCAGCAGGAGGAGAUUGCUGAAGGGGCUGUGACGAUUUUGCCCAAAAGAGCAUCAAUUGACGGGUUUGAUCGAUACUUUCGAAGCCGAACUCUUGCCAAUAAUCGAAGAAAUGUGUGGUUUGCAGAAUUUUGGGAGGAGAAUUUUGGAUGCAAAUUAGGAUCCCAUGGAAAAAGGAACAGUCAUAUCAAAAAAUGCACAGGGCUGGAGCGAAUUGCACGGGAUUCAUCUUAUGAACAGGAAGGGAAGGUCCAGUUUGUAAUCGACGCAGUGUAUGCCAUGGCGUAUGCCCUACAUAACAUGCACAAAGACCUCUGCCCUGGGUACAUUGGCCUGUGCCCACGAAUGAGUGCCAUCGAUGGGAAAGAGCUGCUUGGUUAUAUCCGGGCUGUAAAUUUUAACGAAAAUGCUCAACAGGAUUCGAAACAGUUCCCCUUUGGAUCAGAAGUGUGAGUUUUUUCCACCUGCUGUUAAAUCCCAAACAUAUUUUUCUUGUGCUACUCUUAAUCUGCUCCUGAAAGAUGCAGAAGUUAAAAAUAAGCUCUACCAAUCAAAAUAGUCUACUUAAAUGACACUAUUUCAGAAAUAA
Hipposideros armiger (great roundleaf bat) is the source of this 885-nucleotide messenger RNA. Its product is annotated as metabotropic glutamate receptor 8-like. Lineage: Eukaryota; Metazoa; Chordata; Mammalia; Chiroptera; Hipposideridae. Gene Ontology annotation, cellular component: membrane. The record is from RefSeq and is a predicted model, not a curated record. The transcript is spliced from 6 exons. The coding region runs from base 180 to 749 and encodes 189 amino acids. Gene Ontology annotation, biological process: G protein-coupled receptor signaling pathway.